Molecule: messenger RNA, 1999 nt
Organism: Vespa velutina
Lineage: Eukaryota; Metazoa; Arthropoda; Insecta; Hymenoptera; Vespidae
Gene: beta4GalT7
Product: beta-1,4-galactosyltransferase 7
Exons: 6
Coding region: 816-1889 (357 amino acids)
Biological process (GO): proteoglycan biosynthetic process; carbohydrate metabolic process
Molecular function (GO): xylosylprotein 4-beta-galactosyltransferase activity
Source: RefSeq, a predicted model, not a curated record
UAAGAAUGAAAAUAGUUGACAUUGGUGUUAUUGCGAAUACGCAAAAAGAAAAUCAUAUAUUUUAUAGAAAUAUCUAAACACUUUGAUCACGCCAAUCAGAAUUUGUCGUUUAUUGAAUCGAUUAUUGUAAAAUAUUGAUCGAUUAAAAAUAAAAUUGCGUUUCGUUAAUGUCAAAUGUCGCUUGUAAUAAACGCUUAAAAAAAAAAAAAUUAAUAGAUCAAAUAUUUACAUUAGAAAUGGCACGAUUCGUUAUUUCGUAAACGUGUAAUGAGGUUGACUUUCUAGAUAUAGAUGACUUGUUUAGGUAAGAUUAUUUAGCACAAUAUGGCCGUGGCCAGUAAGUCGGUGUGUUUUUGUCAUCGUAAAAUUUUUGAUAAAACGGCGGGAAUGAUUUUUAUUAAUUAAAACGUUUAUCACUGUGCAUUAAUAAUGAAUGGAUUGAUAACAAGAAGGACAAAUAACGAUAAUACGUAUGGUAUAAAUGAAAAAAUUCGUAUAAAAUACAAACAACACUUGUUGGACGAUCGAACAUUGGAACAGGUGGUGAAUUAUUUUCAUGAAGAAACAUAUUAUUUUUAUCUGUAAAAUGGAAUUGAUAUUAUCGAAUCGAAAGAUAAUAAAAAAAUUCGAUGGAUAACGAAAUAAUGAAUGAGCGAAUUAUAUGAAAUAUUUGAGAUUUUAUCAUUUAAUUUAUUAAAUAUUCAUCGAUCGAAGGGUACAAAAGAUAUGUCAUUGUGCAUUGUAAAUUAUUGCAAUGUAGGAUUAAGGAAUAGAUACUUCGGUGAUAAAUGAAGUUAAAAUACAUCUGAAUUAUUAUGGAAGCUGUAUGGAGGAGCUUCAAGUUCAAAUAUAUUCUUAUUUGUAUCUUUCUUACCUUCAUCAUGUCCUGCUUAAUAAGUAUUGUUCCCAUCAAUAUUGACGAAUGUAAAUGCGAAAAUGAUGUUUUGAUUAAGCAAUACAAUACUCAUAAACAAAAUAUUAAAUUGUAUAAAAAGUCUGAAAGAUCAAAGUACAAGUUAGCUAUUCUUGUACCAUUUAGAGAUCGUUUUGAUGAAUUAUUAACAUUUGCAAUACACAUGCAAGAGUUUUUAGAUAAACAAAAUAUAAACUAUCAUAUAUUUAUAUUAAAUCAGUUUGAUAGAUACAGAUUUAAUCGAGCUUCCCUUAUUAAUGUUGGCUUUCUUGAAACUAGUAAAGAUUUCCAUUAUAUAGCCAUGCAUGAUGUUGAUUUAUUGCCAUUAAAUGACGAAUUAUUAUAUGUAUAUCCUAGUAAAGGUCCUUAUCAUAUAUCAUCUCCAGAUUUGCAUCCUAGGUAUCAUUAUUCCACAUUUGUUGGUGGUAUAUUACUUAUUAAAAGAGAGCAUUACAUGCAAGUUAAUGGUAUGUCUAAUAAGUACUGGGGUUGGGGCCUUGAGGAUGAUGAAUUUUAUGUUAGGUUGAAAGAAGCUGGCUUAACUAUUACUCGGCCUCAAAAUAUAUCCACAGGAACACAUAAUACAUUUAAACAUAUUCAUGAUAGAAAUCAUAGAAAACGUGAUAUGAUGAAGUGUUAUAAUCAGCGGGAAGUUACUAGAAAACGAGAUAGAGAAACUGGUUUAAGUAAUAUCUCAUAUAAAAUAAUAAGUAGAAUUAAAAUGACAAUUGCAAACACAUCAUUGACUGUACUCAAUAUUUCUUUGAUGUGUGACAAAUCUAGUACACCUUGGUGUGAAUGUGAUAAAACUAGUGUUUCAAAAGAUGCAAAACCAAAAGAGAAAAAAAAAAUAAUUAAUAAUAAUACUAACAACGAUAAUAAUAAUAAUAAUAAUAAUAAUAAUAAUAAUAAUAAUAAUAAUAAUAAUAAUAAUAAUAAUAAUAAAAACAAAGGUAAAUCCGAUACAGCAUUGUAAUUAUAUUAUUAUUGUACUAAAAAGAAAUUACAAAUCCCAUUACAAUUAUAUUGAACACUGUGUUUUUGAUAAUUUGUAUCUUUAAAAUAUAACGAAGUUUUGUCCAUGCA